AUGGUGUCUGUUCGAGACUUCCUUCUGAUGACAGCUUGUCUGAUGUUCCACCAUGACCGGGUGGCCGACGCUAUGGUAGUGACAGGGGUAUGUGCCGGUGAUACCGAGUGUAUAGAGUCCCGUGGAAGUGGCUUCUGCUGCGCGCCGUUUAACCCUAACGCCGCCAUGAGGGUGUGUAAGCCGGCCGGGCAGGCGGGAGAGUUGUGUCACGUGGCCUCCAACGUCAUGCCCUACCCCUGGGACCAAGGCGCCCGCAAGUUCUGGCGCUGCGCAUGCGCAGAGGGGACGAGCUGCGUGCCGAACCACCCUGGGGCGAAACUCGGCACAUGCGCAUAG
This is a messenger RNA of Branchiostoma belcheri (Belcher's lancelet), 336 nucleotides long. RefSeq names its product toxin MIT1-like. The coding region runs from base 1 to 336 and encodes 111 amino acids. The record is from RefSeq and is a predicted model, not a curated record. Lineage: Eukaryota; Metazoa; Chordata; Leptocardii; Amphioxiformes; Branchiostomatidae. The transcript has 2 exons.